This is a messenger RNA of Acanthosepion pharaonis, 1161 nucleotides long. NCBI's taxonomy places the organism in Eukaryota, Metazoa, Mollusca, Cephalopoda, Sepiida, Sepiidae. The record is from the annotation of a GenBank genome assembly.
AUGCGUUUCGAAUUGUGCACGACACAAAGAUGCGUACGUAUUGAUUCCGCUACAGCUUUCCGUACCUAUAUUUACAAAGAUGGGUGGGGGGAGGCUACUACAAUCUAUCUAUCUAUCUAUCUAUCUAUCUAUCUAUCUAUCUAUUUCACUCUUUUAUAUAUCUCAGCACACAUACACAAAUAUAUAUAUAUCUAUCUUAGAUUGUUCGUAUCUACCUAUCUAGUUCAAUCACCUCUAUCUCUCCCUUGGUUUCUCUAUGUGUCACUGUCUGUCUCUACCUCUCUCUCUCUUUCCCUCUUUCUGUCUCUCUUUCUCUCUCUCUCGCUAUCUGUCACUCCCUGUCUGUGUCGCUUUCUUUGUUUUUCACUGUCUUGUGUGUGUCUCUCUCUCUUUCUCUCUCUCUCUCUCGCUAUCUGUCACUACCUGUCUCUGUCGCUUUCUUUGUUUUUCACUGUCUUGUGUGUGUCUGUCUGUCUCUCUUUCUCUCUCUCUCUCGCUAUCUGUCACUCCCUGUCUCUGUCGCUUUCUUUGUUUUUUACUCUCUUGUGUGUGUCUGUCUGUCUCUCUUUCUCUUUCUCUCGCUAUCUGUCACUACCUGUCUCUGUCGCUUUCUUUGCUUUUCACUCUCUUGUGUGUGUCUGUCUCUCUCUUUCUCUCUCUCUCUCGCUAUCUGUCACUACCUGUCUCUGUCGCUUUCUUUCUUUUUCACUGUCUUGUGUGUGUCUGUCUCUCUCUUUCUCUCUCUCUCUCGCUAGCUGUCACUACCUGUCUCUGUCUUUCUUUGUUUUUCACUCUCUUGUGUGUGUCUGUCUGUCUCGCUCUCUCUGUUUCUCACUGUCUUUUUCUCCCCAUGUCUCUCUCUCUUUCCCUCUUUCUGUCUGUCUCUCUCUCUCGCUAUCUGUCACUCCCUGUCUCUGUCCCUUUCUUUGUUUUUCACUUGUGUCCGUCUCUUUCUCUCUCUCUAUUUCUCACUGUCUUUUUCUCCCCAUGUCUCUCUCUUUUUCCCUUUCUCUCUUUCUGUCUCACUCUGUUUCCCUCUGUGUUUCUCUGCUUCUGUCUCUAUCUUUCUGUCGGUUUCUCUCUGUGUCUCUGUCUGUCUCUAUCUCUGUCUCUCUCCCUUCCCCUCUUUCUGUCCGUCCCCGCCCCUCUCGGUCAACCUAA